AUCCGGAAAACUGCUAUGGGUCCCCGACGCGGUUUUGUGUACACCGUCGGUCCUUUUUAAAUCUUAGCAUUUUAUUGAUGAUUUUAUUUAGACAUGAAAGUAUUUUAGUUUUUUUUGUUGGCAAGAGUAUCGCUGUUUUGACCAAAGAUAAACAAGCAGCCAUUGACAGGAGUGAGAACUUCUCAGGAAGGUAAACAAUAAACAUAAUGGAUGGUGGCUCCGCGGGUUCAUCGAGGUUAAAAUGGACAGAAUCAAAGACCGGAAGUAAGAUGGUGAGUUGUAGCCUACAGUUUGACGAGUCCAGUGACGAUGACCUUGAGAAGUUGAUGACCCCGAGCUCCAAGCGGAAGCUGGACUUGUCACAUGUAUCACAUAUGUCGCACAUGUCGAUCGCCUCUCCCAUGCAGGAAUACGUAUCACCUUGCUUCCAGGAACUGUUCCAGAGCAAUGGACCCCGACCAAAGAGAUUCCGUUCAUUCGAAAGCAGGAAAAAUCUGUUUCAAUCAACUGUCAAAAAUCAGUUCUCCGAAUCAAUUGGAGCGAGUGAAUGCAAAGAAAACCAUUCGCCGGAUGUAGCACGUGAACAGAAGGACAAAACCGGAGACGGUAAAUUUCCGCUUUGUCUCCCCACCAUCCCGGGGAACGUCCAGGACCUCCACACCAUCACCCCCCAGAUACUGUCAGAUCUCCUACAGGGAGUUUACAAGGACACUGUCCAGUCGUUCCGCAUCAUCGACUGCAGGUACCCGUAUGAAUAUGCGGGUGGACAUAUCAAGGGAGCGGAAAAUAUUUUUACUGAGGAAGGGAUCCUUCAUCUCCUGCACCAGAAGAAGAGUCAUACAGAGAACGGACGCAGCAUCCUGAUCUUCCACUGCGAGUUCUCCUCAGAGAGAGGGCCCAGAAAAUGUCGUUUUCUACGAAACAAAGACCGUCAGUUAAACAAGGACAAGUACCCCAAUCUCAACCAUCCGGAGGUCUACCUUUUACACGGAGGGUAUAAAGCCUUCUACCAAAAUUACAAGGAACUUUGCGAGCCUCCUUCUUACGUGCCCAUGUUACACAAGGAACAUGCAAACGACCUGAGGGUAUUCCGAAAGAAGUCGAAAUCAUGGACUGCAGGCGAAAAGAAGCAGUAUGCCUUAAUGAACAUUCAGAUUUAAAGAUGUGUAUGAACCAAGCUGAUGUGGUUGUAAAUAGUGCUGAAAUAGUAGUUCUAGUGUUUUAUUUCAUACUGUACUUAAAUAAGAAGUACGGUUAAAGGGAUUUGAUUUCUUAUCUUUAAGGGUAGGGGUUAUAAAAGGUUUGGUUAUUUUGUUUUUAAAGUUUGCAAGAACAACAAUUUGUCUUAAACCUGUACAAUAAAUUUCAACUCCCAUAAAUAAAAGUGAACAAUAUAA
This is a messenger RNA of Magallana angulata, 1397 nucleotides long. RefSeq names its product M-phase inducer phosphatase-like. The record is from RefSeq and is a predicted model, not a curated record. The transcript has 7 exons. Gene Ontology annotation, biological process: G2/M transition of mitotic cell cycle; positive regulation of G2/MI transition of meiotic cell cycle; protein dephosphorylation. Gene Ontology annotation, molecular function: protein tyrosine phosphatase activity. Bases 207 to 1160 code for a protein of 317 amino acids. NCBI's taxonomy places the organism in Eukaryota, Metazoa, Mollusca, Bivalvia, Ostreida, Ostreidae. Gene Ontology annotation, cellular component: nucleus; cytoplasm.